This is a messenger RNA of Stereum hirsutum FP-91666 SS1, 1053 nucleotides long. Its product is annotated as terpenoid synthase. The transcript is spliced from 3 exons. The annotation marks the transcript as partial. The record is from RefSeq and is a predicted model, not a curated record. Lineage: Eukaryota; Fungi; Basidiomycota; Agaricomycetes; Russulales; Stereaceae.
UCUCGCACCUCCUCUCCCACUCCAACGCUCUCGCCACCCACCUCCUUCAUGCUCCCAGAUCUCGUCUCGCAUUGUAACUUUCCUCUUACCUACCAUCCUGCAGGCGACCAGGAAGCUGCCGCAUCCCUCGCGUGGAUGCUCUCCUUCGUCCCCCACUUUACCCCCAAAAAGGUCGCCGCGAUGAACGGCCUCCAAGCCGGUGAGCUCACCGCCUACUGCUACCACGACUGCCCUGCCGAGCGUCUUCGCGUCGUGGACGACUUCAUGAACUACCUCUUCCAUCUCGACAACAUCUCCGAUGGCAUGAUGGCCAAGAACACGACGCAGUUGGCCAACUGGGUCAUGAACGCCUUCGAGUGGCCCGACAAGUUCCAGCCGACGGUAAACGCCGAUGGAGAGGUUAUCGAGGAGGUUGCAGCUGUGAAGCUUGCUCGGGACUACUGGUCACGCUGCAUCCAGCAGGCCAAGCCCGGUGUUCAACAACGCUUCAAGUCCUCAAUGAACAUGUUCUUCCAGGCCGUCGAGCAGCAGGCGAACGACCGUGGCGGUGAGGUCGUCCCUGAUCUCGAGUCCUAUAUCGACAUGCGCAGGGACACCUCCGGCUGCAAGCCCGUCUUCGACCUUAUCGAGUACGCGCUUGGUUUUGAGUUGCCAGAGGAAGUGGUGGAUCACCCGGUCAUCAAGGCGCUGAACCAAGGCGCAAACGACUUGGUUACGUGGUCUAAUGACGUGUUCUCCUACAACGUCGAACAAGCACGCGGCGACACCCACAACAUGAUCUGCAUCUUCAUGGAGCACGACGGUUGCACCCUCCAAGAAUCGAUCGACCGCGUCGGCGGACUGUGCAAACAGACCAUCGACGCCUUCGUCGAGAACAAAGCCCGCGUUCCUUCCUUCGCCCACCUCGGGCCCCAAGUCGACGGCUGGGUGACGGGCUACGUCCAGGGAUUGCAGGACUGGAUUGUCGGCUCGUUGCACUGGAGCUUCAUGACGAAGAGGUAUUUCCAGCAGGCCGGCGCGGAAGUGAAGAAGACGCGGUUCGUGAAGCUGUUG